Linnemannia hyalina is the source of this 3684-nucleotide messenger RNA. The record is from the annotation of a GenBank genome assembly. NCBI's taxonomy places the organism in Eukaryota, Fungi, Mortierellomycota, Mortierellomycetes, Mortierellales, Mortierellaceae.
AUGCAGAUGUUAACAAAGUUCGAGUCCAAGAGCAACCGCGUCAAGGGUAUCGCUUUCCACCCAAAGCGUCCCUGGAUCCUCGCUGCUCUUCACAAUGGCUCGGUUCAGUUGUGGGACUACAGAAUGGGAACUCUUCUCGAGCGCUUCGAUGAACACGAUGGCCCCGUCCGUGGCAUUGCCUUCCACCCUUCGCAGCCCUUGUUUGUGUCUGCAGGAGAUGACUACAAGAUCAAGGUCUGGAACUACAAGACGCGUCGUUGCCAGUUCACACUCACAGGACAUUUGGAUUACGUUCGUACCGUCUACUUCCACCACGAAUACCCAUGGAUCCUCAGUUGUUCCGACGAUCAGACCAUCCGUAUCUGGAACUGGCAGUCGCGUAACUGUAUCGCCAUCCUGACCGGCCACAACCACUAUGUCAUGAGCGCACAGUUCCAUCCCAAGGAGGAUCUCAUCGUCUCCGCAUCUCUCGACCAGACUGUUCGUGUCUGGGAUAUCUCUGGCUUGAGAAAGAAGAACGCUGCUCCAGGAACAGUUGCCUACGACGAGAGUGCCCACCGUGCCUCGCAGCAGGCCGACAUCUUUGGAAGCACCGAUGCCAUCGUCAAAUAUGUUUUGGAGGGUCACGACCGUAGUGUCAAUUGGGCUACAUUCCAUCCUACUCUUCCCUUGAUCGUCUCUGCCGGUGACGAUCGUCAGGUCAAGCUCUGGAGAAUGAAUGAAACCAAGGCCUGGGAGGUCGACACUUGCAGGGGACACACCAACAACGUCUCAUGCACAAUCUUCCACCAACGUCAGGAGCUCAUUAUCUCAGUCGCCGAGGACAAGUGCAUUCGCGUUUGGGAUAUGUCCAAGCGUACCGCCGUUCAGACCUUCCGUCGUGAGCAUGAUCGUUUCUGGGCCUUGACUGCCCAUCCUGAGCUGAACCUGUUCGCUGCUGGUCACGACAAUGGUUUGAUUGUGUUCAAGUUGGAGCGUGAGAGACCCGCUUACUCGGUUCACCAGAACAACCUGUUCUACAUCAAGGACAAGUACUUGCGUGUCCACGACUAUGCCAACUCGCAGGACACUGCUGUCCUUGCUGUGCGCCGCACCGGAUCGCAGUUCAUUCAACCCCGCGCCCUCUCUUACAACCCCGCCGAGCGUGCAGUGUUGGUCACUUCGACUGUGGACGGAGGCACCUACGAGCUCUACAACCUCCCCAAGGACUAUGCAGGAGAGGCGCGCGAGCUCUCCAACGACGGCAAGCGUGGAUCAGGAAACUCGGCCAUCUUUAUUGCCCGCAAUCGUUUUGCGGUUCUCGAGAAGGCGACUCAGACGAUCACGAUCCGCGAUUUGCAGAACAACAGCACAAAGUCAUUCACUCCUCCCAGCGCUGUCAACGAGAUCUUUUAUGCUGGCACAGGACAGCUCUUGCUCAGCACGCCUACAUCGGUCAUCUUGUUUGACAUUCAGCAGCGCAGGACGAUUGCCGAAGUGACGACUCCUCCUGUCAAGUAUGUUGUCUGGUCGGCCGACAUGUCUCAUGUUGCCUUGUUGAGCAAGCACACGAUUACAAUUGCGACAAAGUCGUUGGAACAGACCUGCCUGAUUCAUGAGACGAUCCGCAUCAAGAGUGCGGCAUGGGACGAGAGUGGAAUCCUGAUCUACUCGACCCUCAACCACAUCAAAUACGCUCUUCCUCAGGGUGACAAUGGAAUCAUCCGCACGCUUGAUCAACCCAUCUACUUGACGCGCAUCAAGGGCAAGAACGUGUACUGCUUGGACCGUGAUGGCAAGACCCGCACCAUUGCCAUUGACCCCACCGAGUACCGCUUCAAGCAGGCAUUGACCAAGCGUAACUACGACGAGGUCCUCCAGAUUAUCCGCAACUCGAACCUUGUCGGACAAUCGAUCAUUGCGUACUUGCAGAAGAAGGGCUACCCCGAGAUUGCCUUGCACUUUGUGCGCGAGGACAAGACCCGGUUCGAGCUGGCUUUGGAGUGCGGCAACUUGGAAGUUGGUCUGGAGACAGCCAAGGUCAUGGACAAGGAGGAGUACUGGGCCAAGCUGGCGCAGGAGGCUCUUCGUCAAGGCAACCAUCAGAUUGUGGAGAUGUGCUACCAGCGCAUCAAGAACUUUGACCGCCUUUCGUUCUUGUACCUGGCCACGGGCAACACCGAGAAGCUGACCAAGAUGCUCAAGAUUGCUGAACUCCGUGGCGAUGCCAUGUCGCGUUUCCAUAACUCGAUCUUCCUCGGCAACGUCGAGGAGCGUGUCCGUCUCCUUCGCGAGGUUGGCCAGACUCCAUUGGCGUACAUGACCGCCAAGACACACGGAAUGCACGAGGUUGCGGACGAAAUCCUGGAGAGUGCAGGAUUGACGCCCGAGGAUGUCGCUGACCUUCCCACACACGGCACGCUGUUGGUUCCUCCCCGCCCCUUGAUGCGUGUGCACGACUCGAACUGGCCUCAGUUGGCAGUCUCUCGCAGCUACUUUGAAGGUGCUUUCACCGGAGACAUGGAGGGAGUUGCACCCCAGGCUCCUUUGGUGGCCAACGAGGCCGAGCCUCAGGCUGAUCAGUGGGGUAUGGACGAUGAGUUCAGCAUCCCAGCUCUUGACCACAAGGGAGCAUCGCUGGCAGUCAACAACGACGCCUUGGAUGUUGAUGGUGAUGGUGGCUGGGACUUGGAUGCGGAUUUGACUGCAGAGUUGCACGCUGAGACUGGCGCGAUUGUUGCAGAGGAUGGCGGAUUGGCGAUCCCUGUUGCUGGACAGAGCGAGGCCGAAAUUUGGUGCCAGAACUCUCCUCUCGCAGCCGACCACGUUGCUGCUGGAGCAUUUGAGUCAGCCAUGCAGCUCCUCAACCGCCAAGUCGGCGCUGUUAACUUUGAGCCACUGAAGGACCAGUUCUUGUCAAUCUUCCAGGCCAGCAGGGCGAUUCUGACAGGCAACGAGGGCAUGCCAUCGAUUACACUUCCUGUUCGCCGCAACCCCGGCGAAGUUGACCAAAGGAAGGCUCUCCCUGUCCUGAUCAAGAACUUCCAGGCUCUGAUCGCGAACGAGUUGCAGGAGGCAUACAAGGCUACCACAUCCAACAAGCUUACCGAAGCUUGCACACUGUUCCGCAGUAUCUUGCACUCGCUUCUUCUCACCAUUGUCACGCAGUCGUCCGAGGCCGAGGAGGCGCUCCAGUUGGUUGGUGUUUGCCGCGAGUACCUUCUUGGAUUGAGCAUCGAAUUGAGCCGCCGUGAGGGACAGAACGACACAUCGCCUGCUGGGGUCAAGAGAAUGUUGGAAUUGGCAGCAUACUUUACGGGAGCACAGUUGCAGCCCAAGCAUAUGAUCAUCAGUUUGCGCACGGCGAUGACGGCAUGUUACAAGCACAGGAACUUGCAGUCGGCACAGACAUUUGCACGCCGUCUGUUGGAGUUGGCACCCCCAGGGCAGGCAGCCACACUUGCUCGUCAGAUCCAGCAGGUUGCCGAGCGCAACCCCCGCGACGAGAUCCAGCUCGACUACGACCAAUACAAUGCAUUUGUGGUGUGCGGUAUCUCGUACACACCCAUCUACAGAGGCUCACCCAGCGUGCAAUGCCCAUACUGCCGAGCACAUUUCAAACCCGAGUUCCAGGGCAACCUGUGCACGAUCUGCGACAUUUCACAGAUUGGUGGAUCGGGCACAGGAAUGGUGUCAAUGGCGUAA